AUGUUAAUGAGACCCUCUCUAAAUAAAAAAUUGCUUCAGAAUAAAGUUGUCAGUUUGGAUUUAAUAAAAACGGCUUUGUAUAACCAACAAGUACCUGCGGUUCAAAAUGCUCCAGAAGAUUAUGAAAAACAGCUAAAAGUGUUUCAAACAUUAACAAACGUAACUAAAAGAACUCGCAUUAAAAAACCACACAAACCGCCGUUUGUUAAAAAUUUUCUUUUGGGUAAAUUUGAUACUGAUAUUCUAACUUAUCCUGAAUUAAAUAAAGAAGACACAAAAAACUUGGAAGAAAAUGUAAAGUUAGUAAAAAAAUUAAUGAAACAAAGUCAUAUAUCUCAGUCUAUGUCAAUCUCAAAACAAUUCAGGCAAAAUCUUUCAGACUUUAGAGUUAUAGGACUCCAAGCUCCUCAGCUAAUGGAUGGUCUAGAAUGCAAUGUAACUGAAAGUAGCAUGUUUAUAGAGGCAUUAUCAGAAAGCAAUUUGAGAAACGGUAUUGUUAAUAAUGAGCAGUUAGGAGUUCAAAUUUUAAAUACAUUCGCAAAUGAACAGUUAAAAAUUAAAUACCUUACUCAGCUAAUGAGUGGUGAAAUAUUGUCUGCAACAUGUCUCACUGAGUCUACUGCCACAGACUUAAAUUCUUUUAAAACCAAAGCAGUGUUGUCUUCAGAUGAAAAAAGUUGGAUUCUAAAUGGGACAAAAAAUUUUGUAGUCAAUGGAAAAUCUGCAGAUAUUUUUGUUGUUUUUGCUGUAACCAAAGUUAUUUCAAGAGAUAUUAUAAAGGAUACUAAAUUAACAGCUUUUUUGGUUGAUAAAGAUUCUCCUGGCAUAACAGUUAAAGAUGUUAAUAGUCAAGGAAUAGAAGUUGUUGAUGUAACGUUUAAUGAUACUCUUGUUUCAUCAGAAAAUAUAAUAGGAGAAGUACAUAAUGGUCAUACAUUGUUAAGAUCUGUGACAUCAGAACAUAGACUUAGUGUAGCACCUAUGUGUAUAACAGUAACCAAAAAUAUUUUAAAUAAUCUGGUAACAGAAAUUAGGAAUAAUUCUGAUGAAAAUAAUUUAUUACACGAGAUAGAUGAUGUUAGGGAAAAUAUUGGUGAGAUGGCUGCAUCUCUUUAUGGUAUGGAAAGUGCUACCUAUUUAACAACUGGAUUGGUAGACAAUUAUACUGAGCAAGAUAUAGAAGUAGAAUCAAUAAUUUCCAAAGUAUUUGCCUCGGAACAAACCAUGAAUUGUGCUACAAAAUCAUUAAGCAUGAUAGGCUUAAAUGGACUAUUAGAUUCGCAUUGGUUAAAUCCCCUGUAUCAAGAAGCAAUAAGAUUUAAAACAUUAAAUGAACCUGAUAAUGGUCUGAAAAUUAUUUUAUCAUUACUAUGUCUUCAACAUGCAGGUAAAGAACUUAAUGACCUUGUUAAUAAAAUAAGAAAUCCAUUAUUCCAUGGAGCUUUUAAUUUAAGAAGAAUAUGGACAAACCGAAGGAAUAACGAGGACAAUCCAAAAUUAGAUUUAGAAUUGGGGGACCAUCUACAUCCUUCUUUACACAACUCUUCUAAACAAUUAGAGUAUUGCAUUAAGAGGUUAGAAUUUGCAGCGGAAAUAUUGCUUGCAAGAUAUGGUCCAGAAGUUUUAAAUUAUCACAUGGACUUGAAAAGAUUAGGAGAUGCCAUUAUAGAUACUUAUGUUAUGACAGCUUGCAUAGCGCGGUCUUCAAGAUCUUACUGCAUUGGCCUUCCAAAUGCUGCUAUGGAACUGACUUUAGCUAUGACAUUUUGUAAUACUGCAGUGGAAAGGGUUAAAAACAAUAUAAAUAAGCUUUAUUUAGGGUAUUAUCAUACAAACGAUCAAAGUUACAGGACGAUUUCAAAGAAAGUGUUUAAAUAUAAGGAAUAUUUUCCAAGUCAUCCACUAGCUAGAAACUUUUAA
Psylliodes chrysocephalus is the source of this 1920-nucleotide messenger RNA. The record is from the annotation of a GenBank genome assembly. NCBI's taxonomy places the organism in Eukaryota, Metazoa, Arthropoda, Insecta, Coleoptera, Chrysomelidae.